This is a messenger RNA of Heterotrigona itama, 227 nucleotides long. The record is from the annotation of a GenBank genome assembly. Lineage: Eukaryota; Metazoa; Arthropoda; Insecta; Hymenoptera; Apidae.
AUGGACAGUGGAAAAGUUGACAUCGAUCAAUUGAUAACGCUAUCAUGUUUAGGAGUUGAUGUACAUGUCAUGGAAAGAAUGGGUAAUUACAUUCAAAGAAAUUCAAGCAUCUCUACUGUUGUACGAAAGUUUCUCGGCCCCACCGCCUGCUCACAUAUCCAAUGCUCCUAAAUCAUCAUCAGCAGAAGCCAUGUGAUGAUAGCCGACAAAGUCAUAGAAUAAUCUAA